GUUACCUGAUGUUACGUACCUCCGAUGUAGCACUCGCGUGCGGUCUCGUAAAUGCGCCUAUCAGACCCCAAUCGCAUCCGGCACAGCAGCGAGGACACUGUGGCUACCUCGCCUCGGUGGAUCGUGGAUCCAGAGGUUCCAUAGAUACGCCGUCUACCCCUACGUCGGUACUACCGACGAUUUCUGGUGAGGGAUCGCGUACGAAGUUCGUACGCGAUCUUGUUCGUACUACGAACAAGACCGCCGGGUGUAGUGUUGGUUGAUCGUGCAACCGACGGGAUUCUCUAGCUGGCCGGCCAGCUUCCAAGAAACUCGGGCAACAACUCCACAAUUAAUCGUCGGCGGUGUUGCUAUCAACAAUAGGCGAGCUACACCUAAUUUCUGAUCAUGUCGGGCCUCAGACUGCUUCAAGUCGUGGCUAAUCCAAAGAAAGAAUACUGUCCGCGGACAACCCCAGCCCGAUCGAUUCAAUCAGAAAAAGAAUGGAGCUCAAGUGUUCUGAUAACAUCAAAUACAUGCGCAGAGCGGCGCAGCGGCCAAUAAAGGUGUAUGUCCUGAAUACGUACUGGAUUUGGUUGAUACGAAU
This is a messenger RNA of Dacryopinax primogenitus, 586 nucleotides long. RefSeq lists its product as uncharacterized. Lineage: Eukaryota; Fungi; Basidiomycota; Dacrymycetes; Dacrymycetales; Dacrymycetaceae. The record is from RefSeq and is a predicted model, not a curated record. The coding region runs from base 9 to 263 and encodes 84 amino acids. The transcript has 2 exons.